Molecule: messenger RNA, 1779 nt
Organism: Hydractinia symbiolongicarpus
Lineage: Eukaryota; Metazoa; Cnidaria; Hydrozoa; Anthoathecata; Hydractiniidae
Product: synaptic vesicle glycoprotein 2C-like
Exons: 10
Coding region: 89-1693 (534 amino acids)
Biological process (GO): transmembrane transport
Cellular component (GO): membrane
Molecular function (GO): transmembrane transporter activity
Source: RefSeq, a predicted model, not a curated record
AAUGUAUAUUAAUAACAUCAACAAUUCUGUAAUUCAUUGUAAAAACAUGUAAACAUGUAAGAGAAAGAUAUAAAGGAGAAAAACUGAAAUGGAUCCUGAAGAAGACGGAAGUAACGAGACUUCCGGUCUUUUAAAUAGUUCUAAAGAGGAAAUUUUAAACGAAGCUGAUCUGUAUGAAAAAACAGUCUCUUCUUGUGGUUUUGGAAAAUUUCAAGUUUUUCUUUUGUUAAUUUGUGGAUGGGCAUUGGCAUCAGAUUCUGUAGAAAUUCAGGUGGUUUCAUUUGUUCUUCCAUCAGCAUGUGAUUUACACAUGACUUCCUCUGAAAAGGGAUGGUUAAACGCAAUCAUAUUUGUUGGUAUGAUCUGUGGUGGAUAUACAUUUGGUGGUGUUGCUGAUAUAAAGGGAAGAAGAUUUGUAUUGCUGUGGUCCAUGACUAUUAAUGGGAUAUUUGGAUUGGCAUCUGCUUUUUCACCCUAUUUCAUAUUGUUUCUCUUUUUGAGAUUUUUAAGUGGUAUUGGUGUUGGCGGUGCAAUGCCCGUGCUUUUCUCCUAUUUUGUGGAGUUUAUGCCAAAAGCACGUCGUGGUCCCAUGAUUGGUUUUAUGGCUAGUUUUUGGAUGUUUGGCAAUAUCUUGACAUCACUGGUAGCCUGGCUGAUCAUUCCACAUAUUGAAAUUGGUGGAUAUAUUUUAGAUUUGUGGUUUGGCAGUUGGCGAAUAUUUGUGGCUCUUGGAGCUUUCCCAAGUUUGUCUGCAGCUAUGCUUUUAAUUAUUUUGCCUGAAAGUCCAAAAUAUCUACAGAAGGUUGGUAAAGAUGCAGAAGCGACUGAUGUGUUUACAAGAAUGUUUCAUGCUAAUAAUGGUUGUGAUAAGCCAGUACCAAUAGAAAUCAAAGAGUUUUCAGAAGCCUACUAUAAGUCAUUAUCAGUGAAUGCAGAAGAAGAUGAUGAUGAUACAUAUGUGGCAGAUCCUGAAUCAUGCAUUUGUAGCAAUUUCUUGGGUAGCUGUGUUCAUACUUUGGCGCAAGUUUUCAAUUCUACCAAACAGCUAUUUAAACCUCCAUUAUUGUUGCCAACUGUGAUUUUGCUUUUUGUUUGGUUUACGCUCUCCUUCGGGUAUUACGGAUUGUGGAUGUGGUUUCCCGAAAUUUUCAAACGCAUCCAACAUGGCGGCUCAUCCUGCGGCGGUGGUGUUUCCGUCAACUACACAGUACCCAAUAUGACGUGUUUACAAACCGUCGCUUCAGAGAGUGAGACAUACGUUGAGUCUUUCUUCGUUGCUUUGGCCAACCUGCCAGGAAAUAUCUUCGUCAUUAUUGCUAUUAACAAAGUCGGGAGAAGAGCUAUAUUAGCUGUUGCCAUGGUUUUGUCUGGUGUGACUGUGUUUUUCUUUUGGCUGGUGACAAAUCGAUUGGAGAUGAUAAUAAUGUCGUGUAUAUUCUCUGGCAUCUCUGUCGCUGGUUGGAACGCUCUUGAUGCUUUGGCUCUAGAGAACUAUCCAACUCAUUUAAGAUCGACAGCAUUUGGUCUACAAGCAACCGUUGGACGCGUAGCUGCAAUUCUUGGUAACGUCGUGUUUGGUCAGCUUGUGGAUAUACAUUGUUCUGUGCCGCUUUUACUUGUCGCGUCGCUGUUGGGUGCGGGUGGAUUGUUAGCGUUUAAACUACCAAGAACAGACAAGUCAUCAUUAGAUUAGGAAUGGUGCUAAAGGAAGGGGGAAGGGAGUGUGACAGUGACUUUUGCAAAAACGUUUAAUGUUUAUCUUCCUAUGGUGACUAUAGC